GGGGGGGGUCACGAUCUCAUUCUGCUUGCCAACAAGCGAGACUGACAGAAAAAAAAAUGCAUUUUCCUCUCCGUCAGUCGUCAACCAGAUUUGUUCCAGUUCUUUCCCCCUUCUUCUGCUGCAGUUGCGCGGGCGUCACCCAACCCACGGCCCAAAAGACCCCCUCUCCCCUGCUGUACCACCAUGCCUAUCAUUGUGAAAGUGAGCCAGCAUAUCCAUUGAGCCGCAGCGGGCGGUGGUCAUCCCACCACCACCACCACCACCACCACCGAAGGCAAACAAACAAAGACGAAGAAGCAAGAGGGGGGAGGUCAGAUGCAACGGGCCGAAGAUUCCGGGUUUUGCCUCUUUCCAUAAUUAAGUUACUGUGUACUUACUACUACCGGUAGACAAUACUGUACGUACUGGUACUUAGAUUCCAGGUAAUAGGUAAUAUAUCGUCAGGAGGUUAAUCCUUGCCGAUAAUCCG
Aspergillus japonicus CBS 114.51 is the source of this 469-nucleotide messenger RNA. RefSeq lists its product as uncharacterized. Lineage: Eukaryota; Fungi; Ascomycota; Eurotiomycetes; Eurotiales; Aspergillaceae. The record is from RefSeq and is a predicted model, not a curated record. The transcript is spliced from 2 exons. The coding region runs from base 57 to 389 and encodes 110 amino acids.